This is a messenger RNA of Physcomitrium patens, 1975 nucleotides long. The record is from RefSeq and is a predicted model, not a curated record. NCBI's taxonomy places the organism in Eukaryota, Viridiplantae, Streptophyta, Bryopsida, Funariales, Funariaceae.
UAUGAUCAACGAUUAUGUCAAUCAAUGAUGCCGAGUCUCAUCUGUCAACUGAACGUCUUCGGAACCUAGGUCCGAAAGCAUCUCAUUGUGCACAAAAAUCAACUUGAGUUGACCUCCACAAUAUUUGUAGACCCUAACUUCAUGAAAGAGGAAAUAGCUGAUCUUAUUUCUAAGAUAGUACAGAAAUAGGAACAUAGAUGUAAGGCUCAUACUUGUCUUCUCCGAACGAAUCAAAAGUAGUCUUUCACAGCAUCGGAGAAAAUACCAUUUCGACUACAACCGUCAAGCGCUGGCCAUCCAAAAUCGGAAGGUUCGCAAUUCGUUGAACGCCUGGCAGUGGGCUUUCAACAGGUUUGACAGUCUUGGGGAGUGCUCCAGCAGCCGGUAGCCACUGGAAGCAGACGUCCUACACAAGACGAAUGCAGGUGGUCGUCCCUGUCCAUGUCGAUGUUUUUGCAUAGUAAUUUUUUUUAUUGUAGAGCUUGGGUGGAGAAGCCUCAGGGGUGGGCGUCGCUGACGCGCCUGAUGCAAAAAGGUUCCGAAUCUGUCUACGAGGAUCCCUUCCCGUCAUUACAAGGCGCGAGACAGCAGAGUGAGGACGUGGGGAAGCACGGCGUGCAAGGUUGAAAACGCCGUCUGUGAGUGUGGUCAGCAAGGGGCUACCCACUAGAGGAGGAGCGAGUGAGACGAGUUUGAGCCAGGAGGACGUAGCGGUUGCUAGAUUGCGCGAGCAAUAUGACUGGGCGGAUGAUUUGUUGCUACGGGACGUGCUGCAGGCCGUGGACGGGGACGAGGCCAUGGCCAGUGGGCAGCUGGAUGCUAUGGCCGGACUGAAGUCGGCUCCAGUUGAAAGGGAAGGUGGCAAAGAUGGUUCAACUGGUGAUGGAUUGCGUCCUGCUGAGGCAAUGGAGUGCGAGGAGAACGAUGUGUAUUUGAAGUUUCGGAGAGAGGCAUUGCGGCUGAGCCGGGCUCGGGGAAAGUAUGCUAGGAAUGCGCAUAAUGCCUACAUGGCUGGGGAUCACGCUGAUGCGAAGCUGUUCUCUCGAGAAGCGCACGAAAACUGGAAAACUGCGGAGCUGGGGCAUGCGCAAGCUGCGGAGGAAAUUCUUUAUUCCAGGAAUGCGGUAGGUGGAACGGCCAGUAUCUGGUCGAUUGAUCUUCACGGUUUACACGCAACAGAAGCAGUUAUGGCUCUACAAGAACGGCUUACUCAUCUUGAGAAAGAGUUGGCAAAGGACCGAGCUUUUAUUUACAGAUCACAGCGGGUGCCAGGCCCACCCUUAGAAGUGAAAGGACAAGGGUCAGGUGUCAAGGAGCUAAAUAGCAAGGAGGAACAUUCGUCACCAUUAGCGGCUUCACGAGCCGUUGUGAAAAACGAGCUCUCCGUCAUAACAGGUGUUGGGCGGCACAGUAAGGGUGGUCCUUCUCUCCCAUUGGCGGUCAGGAACUUCCUUCUCAGCCAUGGGUACAAAUUCACCGAACCUGGGGUUGGUGUAGUGUCCGUAUCUCCAAAGCGGCACUACGCUCCAGUUAGCUAGGAGCUACUGCAAUAGUGUACAGUUUCCUUCUCAGUUAUACCAAUUGGUCUUCUCUAUUACCCUCUUAGAUUUGAUUUGAUCAUGGUUUGCCUCAUGACCUGCUCAGCAAUGUUGCUGUUAGUAAUAGGUUGUUCACAGGCACAGAAUGUGCACUUGGCAAUUGCCUCCUCAAAAUCUUAUUAUCGAACGUCAUUCACAUUCACAGCCAGGGGAGUAGUAACCGCCUAGUUCAGCGUACUCAUUGUCUUUGUAUUCUAAUUACAGUAAGGCCUUAUUCAGGUUACUUAGCACUUUUCUUAACACUAGCAAAAGGAUGGACCGGGGUUCAGGGUACAAAGCCAUUAAAACCCUGUUUGCAAGUCUGAGGAUGUAUCAAAGCCAUCUAUUUUUCAAGGUGACAAUGUUUUUUAACAUUGCUGGUGGAAGAGAUUCGUCAA